Messenger RNA from Oldenlandia corymbosa var. corymbosa, 4476 nucleotides. Lineage: Eukaryota; Viridiplantae; Streptophyta; Magnoliopsida; Gentianales; Rubiaceae. The record is from the annotation of a GenBank genome assembly.
CUUUAUUAUUUAUUACACUAUUAUAAUUUUUAAAUGAUUAUUAAAUCGAGACUUUAUAUUAUACACUAAUUUUUGUGUAAAUAUUUUACAACCCGUCCAACGGACGGGCCACCCGCUAGUAAAUUAAAAGGGAAAGGGAAAAGCGUUUCUUCCUUUUUCGUUCAUUCCACAAUUGAUGGUUCGGUCGGUUUGUUGAAUUUGCCUCUCUGUCCUCUACCUGUCUUUCCCUUCUUUAUCCCACUUUUCCGAUCCCUCAAGCUACAAUCUACAAACAAAAAAACAAGAACCAGUGUCCUCUCUUUUAAUAAUCUUUCUGUAUUUAUACCUUCGCACAGUUGUGAUCAGAGAAGCAAUCCCAUAAAAAAGGGGACAAAAAACAAUCCAAAUUCCAGGUAGAAAGUAAUGAAUAAAGCCCUUGAGUUUCGCUUCAAUUUUUCAAUGGCUGUUAAUUUUUCUUGUUUUUGUAUAAAUAUUUUUUUGUGGGUUCUGUUUAGAAUUUAAUUCUGAUUUGACCCGUUUAAUGUUUUUCCCUUGAAUCAAUCAGAAUUCUUUGAUUCCCACUCCCCUUUUCUUGCCUCGUGAUUUUUUUUUUUUUUGGUUUCAUUUGUUUUUAUUGGAUCUUUCUGCCUGUUUAAUUUGAAAGGGGUUCGUUUUCCGGUUGUUAAUUUGGUCUGUAGUUUCAAUAGCUUUUGUGAUUGACUAAGGCUUUUUUGGAGGGUGGGGUUUUGGUUUCUUCAAUACAUUUGGUUUGUUUCAUUUCGGUGUUCAGCUUGAUGGAUGAUAAUUUUCAUCGCCCUGGUCUAGUGGCACAUGAUCCUCCCCCCGGUUACUUUGUGCGCCUGGAAAAUAGAGGUAGUGAAGACGAUCUUUAUCUAAGAAAGAGAGCAAGAAUGCGUAGGUGGCUGUGUUGUACGUGCCAAGUUGAGGAGUCAUACCAAUCACAUGAGAAUGAGCCCUUUAAAAGCCCAAAGAACCAUGUUGAUGGUUCGUUCACGCAGUCUCUUUCUCAUGCAAUUGUUAUCUUUUCCUCCUUUUUUUCAGCAUACUACAUCAUGAAAUACUCAAAAAGCCCAUGUGUGUUGUAGCUGCAUUAUGAUCUUACUGUUUUGGUUGUAAGGAUUUUUGUUCGAGUGUUUGAGCACAAUUGCUUACAGAAAUAGUUUCUGGUUAAAACAAAUGGCAAUACAAGGAACUAAGUUAGAAGUGAUGGAGCAUGCAUAAUCAGAAGGAAGAAAACUAAAUCAGAAGAACUCAUACAUUGUUGUUUCUUUAUUUCCGUCUACUCAGUAACAGUGCAGAUAUUUGCUUAUAUACUGUGACUAUCAUUAAACAAUUAAAACAAAUACAGAGUCCAUUUUGGAGUACUGAGUGAAUAGUCGUUGAGGAGUCUUUUUGAAUUAUUUUAACUUUACUAUGAGAUUGACUAUGUCUUGAAGUGUCGAAUUAUUUGUGAUGUUUCAAAAUCUUUAAAUAAUUGUGAAUUGUCAAUAAAAAGUCGCUCAAGUGAAUCAAUAAAGAGUGACAGCUGCUGUUGUAUUAGUCUAACUCUUAUUGAGAAAGAACUUUGAAGUGGUUGCCACUGUAGUUGUGAUGGUGGUUGCAGAGGGAGCCCCUGAGAAGAAGAGGUAGUUGAAGCUCGAAAUCAUGAGGCUGCUGGUAGUUGGCGAUUGAGUUGAGACUUAAGGUUGUAGAGCUUAAGAAAAUGUAGUGUAUACAUAAACUUAAUUUAUAAGGCGAUGGUAGUUCCUAUCCUUUGUUUCUUUGAAGUAUGUUCUUAAGCUUUGUUCCUUGAGUACACCCCACAGAUUUAUCAUGAAGGGGAACAAGCUUCCCAAGGAAUGGAUUAUAUUGUUUAUAAUGUUUCAUUUUGUACAUAUUCUGUUUUGGAGAUAUAUAGAAGCUUGCAAAUUUUGUGGUUUCUCUUUCUUGUCUUGAUCUUUUUCUGCGUUCUUUCAAAUCAAGAAAUUUUAUUUCAACCCGAAUACUGUGAGUGAUAAGAGCUGCUGAAUAAAUAUAAAUGAAGGGGAAAUGCAACAAAUAUGUGGGGCAAUUUUGUUUGUUUAAUUUAUUCCUGAAUGCAUAUAUGACGUUGGGGCCAAAAUUUUGACUUGAAUGUGUAUAUCUAAGUUACACCUGUUGAUAGUGUUCUUCUUCACUUUAAAAAAAUUAAGUGUUCUCAUCUAAAUUUGAAAGCACAGGUUUGUGGUUAAUGUACCUCUUUCUUUGUUGUAUGAUUAUGUACAGUUACUUUACAAGAAAGUCAGGAUGGAACAGUUAAUAAAUUACAAUGAUUGACAGUAACUGAACAUGACAAGAGUUGGUCGCUUUGUUACAUUUUCGCGAGGGAAUACUGAGUCUAAAAGCCAAAUAUAAAGAAAUGGAGACUACCAAUGAAUAUAAUGGUUCUCAUGUCAGAUUUCGAACAUGUGGUACUCGUUUGUGCUGAGUCCCAUUUGUUGAGUUUUCUUCUAAUUUGUUCUAUCUUCGAGUGUAUGAUACCCAACAUUCCUUUACCUUCGUAUGAUUUCGCUGGCGAAUACAGGGUAUCAAAGAGGUUCAAAGGUAUCAGCUCCUGCCAUGUCUGAGCAGAAGCCAAUUCCACCAAUUGAGGUUCCUGCCUUGUCUCUGGAUGAAUUGAAAGAGAAAACUGACAAUUUCGGAUCAAAAGCUUUAAUUGGCGAAGGAUCUUAUGGAAGAGUCUACUACGCCAACCUUGAAAAUGGGAAGGCUGUGGCUGUCAAGAAGCUUGAUGUGUCAUCUGAGCCUGAACCAAACACUGAGUUCUUGACACAGGUUUCUAUGGUAUCAAGAUUGAAGCAUGAAAAUCUUGUUGAGCUUCUUGGCUAUUGUGUGGAAGGAAAUCUCCGCGUAUUGGCGUAUGAAUUUGCAACCAUGGGAUCUUUGCAUGACAUAUUGCACGGCAGGAAGGGAGUGCAAGGAGCCCAGCCUGGCCCUGUGCUUGAUUGGAUAACACGGGUAAGAAUUGCUGUUGAUGCUGCCAGAGGACUUGAGUAUCUGCAUGAGAAGGUCAAUCCGCCUAUAAUACACAGAGAUAUUAGAUCCAGCAACGUACUUGUGUUUGAAGAUUACAAAGCAAAGAUUGCGGAUUUUAACCUUUCAAAUCAGGCGCCCGAUAUGGCUGCUCGUCUUCAUUCUACCAGAGUUUUGGGAACAUUUGGUUACCAUGCACCAGAAUAUGCAAUGACUGGACAAUUGACACAGAAAAGUGAUGUAUAUAGUUUUGGAGUGGUUCUUCUUGAGCUUUUAACUGGAAGGAAGCCUGUUGAUCACAACAUGCCCCGUGGACAGCAGUCCCUUGUUACUUGGGCAACUCCAAGGCUCAGCGAAGACAAAGUGAAGCAAUGCAUAGAUCCAAAGCUCAAGGACUUUCCUCCAAAAGGAGUUGCUAAGCUAGCAGCCGUGGCUGCACUCUGUGUGCAGUAUGAAGCUGAAUUCCGUCCGAAUAUGAGCAUUGUUGUAAAGGCUUUGCAGCCACUUUUAAAAUCUCAAGCACCCCCUCCAGAGGUUUAGUACCUAUGAUUGGAUCAUAAAGGCAGAUGAUGCUGCAGAGAUUUUGGGUCCGUUUCCCCCAUUGCGUUGUGAUUUGUGUGGCUUUUCUAUAUGUUUCUGAAUUUGAUUGUUGGCCUAUCCGUACAAAAUUGUUCUUCGCUUCUGUCUUCGGCCACGUGGGACUUUUUUUAGGGUUGAUUGCUAUGGCUCUUGUUUCGUUGGAGUGAUCUUUUUGCUGAUGCUGCCUGGUGCUACUGUAUUUAAAUGAUAAAAUUGACUGCGGGACUGUUACAGAUUGUGGGAAUAUAUAUAUAUAUAUAUAUAUAUAUAUAUAUAUAUAUAUAUAUAUUAGAUAUGAUUCUUGUUAAUACCAAAUAUGUUGAACUGAUAGAGUUGUCAAAUGUUUUUUCUUUUCUUUCGAAUUUUACACUUGACAUCUUUGAAUUGUGAUGAGCCAGUUUCGUGAUGUACUAUAUUUUCUCUCUUCUUUGUCACUUUUUUGUUUUUUUUUUUUUUAAUUUUUAGUUUUCAUUUCAAAAUUUAGAAAAUUUAAGUAGUUGCUUUCGAGGUGGAAGACCCGAAUUUUGCUGCUUCCGGCGUUGCUUCAAAUCAGCAAUUUGGUGAAAAAUUUUGCUGAGCGGCGCAGCAAAGGAAGUAAAAAGCAGCUGCUGUUAUAGGAUAGAGUAAACGGCAGAAAUCCCACCAUUUUUUAUUUUUUCUUGUAGACAUGCUCUACUAAGAUAUUGACUACAAUGACAACUUAAUUAAUUAGUUUACAUCAAUGCUCCUAAACCAACUUCUGCCUAGUAAUUGGUUCCGAUAUUGAGCCUAUUGACUUAGUUGAGGCAACCUCCCCCGAAAGAAAUCAGAUUGACUAUCAUGUGUUACCUAAGGUUUGCGUUAAUAUUUUUUUUGUUAUAAUAAAUAGAUAGUACUCAUCCUUGUAAUUAACUUACUAUAUUGCGG